Molecule: messenger RNA, 2182 nt
Organism: Erythranthe guttata (spotted monkey flower)
Lineage: Eukaryota; Viridiplantae; Streptophyta; Magnoliopsida; Lamiales; Phrymaceae
Product: proline-rich receptor-like protein kinase PERK15
Biological process (GO): protein phosphorylation
Molecular function (GO): ATP binding; protein kinase activity
Source: RefSeq, a predicted model, not a curated record
GGUGCAAAGUAGGAUUAAGCCAUAAAUAUAUUAUAUUUUUUUUCUCAAAAAAGGCAUGCCAUGAAACGACGUCAUCUCACUCUCCUUGGACCUGUCACUCUGGCUACCCAGCUCACAGCCGUGAAAAGUUCCUACACGACGCCGUUUCCGCCCACUUACCAUACUCAUCAUACUGUAAAGCUUCCCCUCUUAAGAAAUAAUCCUGCCAAAAAUUAAUUGAAAAAAAAAAAAAAUCAGCGAAAAAAGAGGAAGAGCACACGCGCUGCGUUUGGUUGCUUGCUGGAAAAAUCUGAACUCCGGCAAUGGCCUCUUCCUCUCCGCCGCCGGGGCCUGCGCCGGGUCCGACAUCACCGCCGUCUCCGUUCGGCCCUCCGGCGCCGGUGGUUCUUCUGCUGCCGCCUCCUCCUCCUCCUCCCCCGGAGAAUGUCACUUCCCCGGCGGCGGUGGCCACUCCUCCGUCGGGAUCGAGCAACAGGACUACAUUGGUGGCGCUGGGAGUGGGGAUAGGUAUAGGCGGGGCGGUUGUGCUGGUUUGCGUGGGUAUUUUCGUCUUUUGGUACAGGAGGAAGAAGAUGAGCGCUCUUUUGGGCGAUGGAUUUGCUUCUGCUCCUCAUCAAUCACAGGGACCCAAAGACGGCCCUUUUCGUGGCCAACUGUACAACCCUCAAGUUGGGCCGCCGAAGCCCACUCUUCCGUUCGGCAUUUCAUCGAAUUCUCAGUCGUCUUCAAUGGGUGGAUCGACUCCAACACUGCCUUACUUCGAUAAUGGCGCAAAGCUCGUUUCACAAGAAUCCCAUGAUUCGAGUUUGCCUUCCACAGAAACAACAUUCACAUAUGAAGAACUUGCGCUUGCAACCGAAAAUUUCUCGGGAACUAACCUUCUUGGUCAGGGUGGAUUUGGAUAUGUUCAUAAGGGAUUUCUUCGUGAUGGAAAAGAGGUUGCGAUUAAGCAGUUGAAAGUUGGGAGUGGUCAAGGGGAGCGUGAGUUUCAAGCGGAGGUGAAAACUAUAAGCCGUGUUCAUCACAAGCAUUUAGUUUCGCUUGUCGGGCACUGCAUUUCGGGGACUCAGAGACUGUUGGUUUAUGAAUAUGUUCCAAACGGUACUUUGGAGUUUCACUUGCAUGCAAAGGAGAAAUCUCCGAUAAACUGGAGUACUCGGAUGAAAAUCGCGUUGGGUUCUGCGAAAGGAUUGGUAUAUUUGCACGAGGAUUGUCAUCCUAAGAUCAUACACCGUGAUAUCAAGUCUGCUAACAUUCUUCUCGAUGAAAAUUUCGAGGCAAAGGUUGCAGAUUUUGGGCUUGCUAGGUUCUACUCGGAAACCGAUACUCAUGUCUCUACUCGAGUAAUGGGAACUUUCGGUUAUUUAGCUCCAGAAUAUGCUCUCACCGGAAAACUGACGGAUAAAUCGGAUGUCUUCUCAUUUGGCGUUGUGCUUUUGGAGUUAAUCACAGGCCGCCGCCCGAUCGAUAAAUCACAAAACUACCUUGACGAUAAUAUCAUAGACUGGGCGAGGCCUUUGCUAACACAAGCUCUUGAAAGUGACAACUUCGAUGGUGUGGCUGAUCCGAGGCUGCUCAAGGAUUACGACUCCAUCGAGAUGGCUCGCAUGGUUGCAUGUGCUUCUGUUUGCGUGCGUCAUUUGGCUCGACGCAGACCACCUAUGAGUCAGAUAAUACGAGCAUUAGAAGGAAACUUAAACCUGGAAGAGUUGAACGAGGGUCUAAAACCAGGGCACAGCAGAAAAUACGAUUCUUCUCACGGGAGCUCGGAUUUUGAUAUAUCUUACGACACAACACAGUACAGAGAAGAUCUGAUAAAGUUCCGGAAGAUGGCUUUAGAAAGUGUCGAACACACCACAAGUGAGUUUAGUGGCCCCACUAGUGACUUUGGUCGUAGGCCCUCCGGUUCUAGUAGCGAAGUUCUACACAUGAAUCAAGACCCUCUGUAGUUUUUUUUUUUGGGUGGGGGGGCAAAAAUAUAACUAUGUUAUUAAAUAUUAAUUAAAUGAGAAUAUAUUAUAUUAUUAUAUAUUAUUUAUAUAUAUAUAUUUGUUUGUUAAUUGUUAUGUACAUUAGUUUGUUAAAUCGUUGUGCUGCUGUUUUUACAAGUUGCGGUCUGAACAGUGUUUGUUGUUCAUCGUGUUUGAGUUGUCCAGAUUAAUGCUAUUUUUAUUUUAUGUAA